Amphimedon queenslandica is the source of this 821-nucleotide messenger RNA. RefSeq names its product tRNA (cytosine(34)-C(5))-methyltransferase-like. The transcript has 7 exons. Gene Ontology annotation, molecular function: tRNA (cytidine-N5)-methyltransferase activity; tRNA binding. Gene Ontology annotation, cellular component: nucleus; cytoplasm. NCBI's taxonomy places the organism in Eukaryota, Metazoa, Porifera, Demospongiae, Haplosclerida, Niphatidae. Gene Ontology annotation, biological process: tRNA methylation. The annotation marks the transcript as partial. The record is from RefSeq and is a predicted model, not a curated record.
AUGAGAGAAGGAGCUGGAUUAAUGGAACAUUUAUCACAAGGUAAUAUAUCACGUCAAGAAGCAGUGAGCAUGAUUCCUCCGCUGUUGCUAGGGGUGGAGCCUCGUCACUUUGUACUUGAUAUGUGUGCGGCCCCAGGAUCAAAGACAUCUCAACUAAUAGAAUCUCUACACUAUCAGGAUACACUGGAAUCAUCUAUACCCAGUGGUAUAGUAAUAGCUAAUGAUGCUGAUAACAGUAGGUGUUAUACUUUAGUGCAUCAAGCCAAGAGAUUGAACAGUCCCUGUCUCAUAAUCACUAAUAAUGAUGCUACCCAAUUCCCAGUACUCUACUAUAACAAUGUUGAUGGUAAACGUGUUCCAUUACAGUAUGACAGAGUACUCUGUGAUGUCCCCUGUAGUGGUGAUGGUACUAUGAGAAAGAAUCCAACAAUAUGGAGAUCGUGGAAUCCUAAUACACCAUUAUCACUACACAGAUUACAAUUAAGACUGCUGAUGAGGGGUCUGGAAUUAUUGAAGCCAGGGGGUAGGCUGGUCUAUUCAACGUGUUCAAUGAAUCCAAUAGAAGAUGAAGCAGUUAUUGCUGGAGCAUUGAAGUUGUGUAAUGGAUCAGUGGAACUGGUGGACACUUCUUCACUGUUACCUGGUCUGAAAAGGACAAAUGGAGUUAAUACAUGGAAGGUCUUAACAAAGAAUGGUGAAUGGAUUUCAUCAUAUAAAGAGACUCCGUCUAAUUUACUACACACAGUCCAUUCAUCAAUGUUCCCUCCUACUGCACUAGAGGCUGACACAUAUCAGUUGAACCGAUGGUACUUUAUAUUAUU